Molecule: messenger RNA, 867 nt
Organism: Carya illinoinensis
Lineage: Eukaryota; Viridiplantae; Streptophyta; Magnoliopsida; Fagales; Juglandaceae
Exons: 3
Coding region: 1-867 (288 amino acids)
Source: RefSeq, a predicted model, not a curated record
AUGACUGCCAUCGGGUCAGGAUUCAAGGGCCCUUCUUUAUAUGAGUUGAGAGGAAAUUUGUUAAAGAUGGCUGUGAAUGAGGUUCAAGAUUAUUUGCAACAAAUUAAGAAGGUUUGGAAUGAGACCGGUUGUACACUAAUGGCAGAUGAAAUUGGAGCUGAGAAUGAUGCAAGUUAUAAAACUGCAGGAAAAAAGUUACAGCAGAAGUAUGGCUCUUUCUACUGGUUCCCUUGUGCAGCUCAUUGCAGUGCAACUCAUUACAUAGACUUGAUGUUGGAGAAUUUUUCUAAUCCAAUAUAUUUUCCCCUUAUUGAUGAUACUAUAAGAAAGGCAAAAAAAAUAACAAAAUUCAUCUAUAACCAUGGUUGGGUUUUGGCAUUGAUGAGACAAGAUUUCACCAAAGGUCAUGAUUUGUGUCAGCCUGCAAUGACAAGUCAUUCUAAGAGUAACAUAGGGAAGGAGAUAGCUGUGAUUGUUUUAGAAGAUAAAGAGUUUUGGGCUCAUUGUCAAUUUAUUGUUAAAGUUGGUGAGCCUUUGGUUCGUGUUUUACGACUUAUUGACGGGAAUGAGACGCCUGCAAUGAGAUACUUGUAUGAUGCAAUGGAAAAAGCCAAAGAGAACAUAAAAGCAAGAUACAAUAACAAAGUUAGUGGAUUCAAUCUAUUCGCCAAGAUCAUUGAUUCUAGAUGGGAUAAGCAGCUUCAUAAUUCAUUACAUGCGGCGGGUUGUGUUCUUAACUCUGAAAUUUACUAUAGCCCCAGCUUUAAAAAUAAAAAUAAUGUUGCAAGAGGCUUCAAUGGUUGUGUUAUGAAGAUGGAACUUGAUCUCGAUGAUCAAGACAAGAUCAUUAGAGAACGACUUGUAUAG